AUGGAAACCCGGAUCCCGGCCCUCCUGGCGCUCGUCGUCAUCGCAGGGGCGAUCUUGGCCUCGAUCGCAACGGCCGAUGCCGCAGGGGAAGGCUCUUGGAUGAGCACAAGAGACGGUCCUCUCGACAACGUCAACCUCGAGGGUGCUUUCCAGCUGUUGGAAGGAAGCUUUGAAGCACACACCAGCCUGAAUCACCGCCACCUCUUGCAUGAUGGCACCCGUCGGAAACUCAGGGGAGAGAAUGACGGCGAUGACACGCGUCGGAAGCUGAUGGGAGAAGAUGACGACGACACUCGUCGGAAGCUCAUGGGAGAGAAUGACGAUGAUGACACUCGUCGGAAGCUCAUGGGAGACCACGACGAUGACGACGCUCGUCGGAAGCUCAUGGAAGAGGAUGAUGACGACGGCGCUCGUCGGAAGUUGAUGGGCGAGGAUGAUGACGACGACACUCGCCGGAAGCUCCUCGAAGAGGAUGAUGAUGACGGCGCUCGACGGAAGUUAAUGGGGGAGGAUGACGACGACGACACUCGUCGGAAGCUCAUGGGAGACCGCGACGAUGAUGACGGUCGUCGGAAGCUCAUGGAAGAGGAUGAUGAUGACGGCGCUCGUCGGAAGUUGAUGGGGGAGGAUGACGACGACGACACUCGCCGGAAGUUGAUGGGAGAGGAUGACGACGAUGACACUCGUCGGAAGUUGAUGGGGGAGGAUGACGACGACGAUACUCGCCGGAAGUUGAUGGGAGAGGAUGACGACGAUGACACUCGCCGGAAGCUUCUGGAAGAAGAUGAUGACGACGGCGCUCGUCGGAAGUUGAUGGGGGAGGAUGACGACGACGACAAUCGCCGGAAGCUCAUGGGAGACCAUGACGACGAUGACGGUCGGCGGAAACUCCUGGAAGAGGAUGAUGAUGACGGCGCUCGACGGAAGUUAAUGGGGGAGGAUGACGACGACGACACUCGCCGAAAGUUGAUGGGAGAGGAUGACGACGAUGACACUCGCCGGAAGCUCCUGGAAGAUGAUGACGACGGCGCUCGUCGGAAGUUGAUGGGGGAGGAUGACGACGACGACACUCGCCGGAAGCUCAUGGGAGACCAUGACGACGAUGACGGUCGGCGGAAGCUCCUGGAAGAGGAUGAUGAUGACGGCGCUCGACGGAAGUUAAUGGGGGAGGAUGGCGACGACGACACUCGCCGGAAGUUGAUGGGGGAGGAUGACGACGAUGACACUCGCCGGAAGCUCAUGGGCGACCAUGACGACGACGACGCUCGUCGCAAGCUCCUGGAAGAGGAUGACGACGAUGGCGCUCGACGGAAGUUGAUGGGGGAGGAUGACGACGACGACACUCGCCGGAAGCUCAUGGGAGACGAAGACGACGAUGACGCUCGUCGCAAGCUCAUGUCUAGGCGAUUGCUGUAUUAG
This is a messenger RNA of Ostreobium quekettii, 1419 nucleotides long. NCBI's taxonomy places the organism in Eukaryota, Viridiplantae, Chlorophyta, Ulvophyceae, Bryopsidales, Ostreobiaceae. The record is from the annotation of a GenBank genome assembly.